Cicer arietinum (chickpea) is the source of this 1979-nucleotide messenger RNA. RefSeq lists its product as uncharacterized. NCBI's taxonomy places the organism in Eukaryota, Viridiplantae, Streptophyta, Magnoliopsida, Fabales, Fabaceae. The record is from RefSeq and is a predicted model, not a curated record.
UGUAAACAAAGAAGAACGAAGAGAGGAGUAAGAGUAAGUUUGAGAGAGAUUGCUAGGUUAACACACGUGUCCUCUUUUAUCGAAUGGGUGGAUGCAAAUAACUUCAAAAUUCCUCUGUUUUUGUAUUUUGAUAUAUAAAAUUUUAAUUGAAACCACCGAUAGACUUGUCCUAUUUUAUGGAAUGGAUGGAUGAAACUGCAACUCUCAAUUCACCACUUUAACUACCAAAAUUUGUCACAAGCUGAUUCUCAAACAAGGAUCAAUUAAAGUAGACAUAUGUAGCCUACAUUGGUGUCCUCUUUAGAAAUUAUUCAAAUUCUAACAAUUGCGAUGCUCCUUCUUACAAAUAGAAACUCACUGUCCUCUUUGUUGGAAGUGUCACUAUUCAAUACUCACUAACGAUGUUAUCUUUCUUUUUAUAUUUAUUUCCUUUUUUUAAUGUUAUUUUUUGGUAAAAUUCUUACUUUUAUAUUUGCGUUGAAGGUAAUAUACACAUGGAUGAGAGUCUUUAACGAUGGUUUGGGAUUUUGAAUCUCUUACUGGUUCAUUGCCACUAAUUUCAAAUUCUGAUCUUGAUAAAAUGGAUCACAUUAGUCAAUUGCCUGACUGCAUCUUGUCUUAUAUCUCGACAAAGUUUGGGUUCAAAGGAGAGAUCUCUUCUUUGAUGUUCUCAAUAUGCUUGGAACUGAAAAUGAACUGCUAGAAAAAGGGUAUCUCAUUGAUGUUCCUAGUAGCUCUACUGUGGAGAGGCACCUCAAUUGGGAUAUGAGUAAGGAUGAAUUUGUAAAACGAGUAGAUCAAUUUGUCAAGAACUUUCGAGGUACAAAGAUUGAUUCUUUCUUGGUGAACUUUUAUUUAAAACGUGAACAAAGCAACACUAUUAAUCAAUGGUUAAGUUUUGCAAUUGCAAGGGGAGUUCAAAGAAUCGAUCUACUUUUGCAAGGAAAGCCUUAUUAUGCAAACGACACUACUCAACUCAAAUGUUAUAAAUUUGACUUUGGCUUAUUUUUAGAGACUAAUGUUUCAACUCUAAAGCAUCUAUGUCUUCAACAUUGUGUUGUCUUCCCUCCAACCAACCGUGACUUUAUUCUUCCAUUCAAAAAUUUGAGAUAUCUUUCACUUGAAAGUACAGAAGUGGAUGAAAUGUUCAUUGAAAGUAUAUUAUCUAACUGUCUACGACUUGAAGAGUUUUGCUUAUGUUUUUGUGACCUCAAUUCAUCAUCGCUUAAGAUAGUAAGUUCAUCCUUAUGUUAUCUCAAGUUUAUAGGGUGCUAUGACUUAUCCAGUAGGAUCUUCGGUAUUGAAGUUGUCAAAGUCCAACGUUAUGUAAACUUGAUUUUACUGGAUUGCCUUAAACUCAUUUCAUUGGAGUAUGAUGGAGAAGGUUUGGAUACCUUGAACAUUAAUACCCCUUUGCUGCAGAGGAUUGAAGUCUCCAUUUUUUCUCAAGAAGAUCUUAAUGCAUUUGCUGCUCUCUGUGGAACUUUUCCUGAACUUGAGAUUAUGCAUGUGACCACAUUAUCGAUGGUCGCGACUUCCCUAGAAAUAAACCAGCCACUCAAACAUCUUAAAGAGUUGAACUUCGUUAAAUAAUGUUCUUAGAUAUUUUGAUUUGUAUUUAUUGGUACGUAUUUGUGAUUUUAAUUUUGUAAGUUUACAUAUCCCGAGUUCAUUAAAGAUCAUAGAGAUAUUAGGGAUGUUCAAAUAUUAUCUCAUGAGGAGCUAAAGGUUAUUGAAUUGGGAGGAUGUGUUGGAAAUUGGUUUGAAAUUGAGUUUUAUGAAUGUACUGAAAUGUGUCCAUAACCUUGAGCGAAUAGUUAUGAGUCCAUGUUGGAAAGAACAUGAUUCAUUGGAUUGGAAUUUUAAUCCUGUGUGGUUUCGAAGUGGACGUGACAGAAUUAGAGAAAAGCUUCAAGGUGAAGGAGUAAUUGGACGAGAAAAACUUGUACUCAUAUAAAUAAGAUCAAUUCUUUGUGUUU